This is a messenger RNA of Myotis myotis, 2822 nucleotides long. RefSeq names its product transcription elongation factor A like 5 (gene TCEAL5). Lineage: Eukaryota; Metazoa; Chordata; Mammalia; Chiroptera; Vespertilionidae. The record is from RefSeq and is a predicted model, not a curated record. The coding region runs from base 158 to 742 and encodes 194 amino acids. The transcript has 3 exons.
UACGUUCCUUAUUUCCGUGGAGAAAGAGAUUUUUAGACUGAGGGACAGCGGGGCCAACUGCCUCAUAGCCCUGCAGGUCUUCAGGUCUGUGGUUGCAUAAGAGAAGGAAAGACCUGCAGGAGCAGUGCAGGACAGGCAAAGGAGGGGACAUCUCAACAUGGAAAAACUCUACAAGGAAAAUGAAGGAAAGCUGGAAAUCGAGGGAAAGCCAGAAGAAGAAGUAGAUACAGAAGAUGAGGGAAAGUCAAAUGAGGAAGAAAAGCCAGAAGUGGAGGGGAAGCCAGAGCAUGAGGAAAAGCUCCAAGACCAAGGACAGCUAGAUGACGCGGGGAAACAAGGAAAGCAGAGCAAGUCCCAAGGUGAGGGGAAAGCACGCAGUGAGGGCAAGCCAGAACCCCAGGCCAAGCCAGAGAGCCAGCUGCGAGCUGCCGAAAAACGCCCGGCUGAAGAGUAUGUGCCCCGGAAAGCUAAGCAAAAAACGGACAGGUGGACGGAUGAUUCCCUCAAGGACUAUCAGGAGGACUUACAGAAAAGGCAUUUGGGCAUUGAGGAGAGGAUGAGAGAAUGUGGAGAUGUGUCAAGGGCUCAGGAAGAGCUAAGGAAAAGACAGAAAACGGGUAGUUUUCACUGGAUGCAAAGAGAUGUACAGGAUCCAUUCUUCCCAAGGGGCCAGCGGGGUGUCAGGGGAGUGAGGGGUGGAGGUAGGGGCCACAAAGACUUUGAAGACAGUCCAUAUAUUUAAUGUCUUUGGCCUUUAAAUCAAUUUAUCUGAUGGGAAUAUUGCCAACCCUGCUUUCCCUGGCAGGCGUUUGCCAGGCAAUGUGCUUUAACUUCAUGCUGAUACUUUACAUUAGGCAUCACCCUUGUUACCAGCAGCCUUUUGCUCCAACUACACAGUACUCUCUGUUUCAGUAGGGGAUUUUCACCCAUGUGCAUGGAAUAUAUGUUCAUGGUACAUUGUAAAAAUAAUAAAUAGUUUUCAGAACUGCAUAUAUAGCAUCAGCCAUUUUUGGGGGAGAAAAAGUUACACAAUGCAUCCAUGUGUAGGAAAAAUUAUGGAACAGCGGACCAAAGGAGGAAUAAUGAUUUUCUCUGUGUGCUGACAGUGGAGGAACUUAUGCUUUUUCUCAUUUGCACUUUUCCCCCUAAAAACAUAUUACUUUGUCAUAAAAUAAAAAAUAAUAAAAAUAAAAUAUUUUUUAAAGUAGAAAAAUAUAUACCAAGCAAUCAAAAUAACUGUUCAGUGAGUUUAUGAAGGUAGUGGAGACACUUCAAAUUCCUGUUGUCAGGAUGUGAAAUUAUGUGUAAAACUCACAUUAUCUCUGAGACUCGAAGAUGGAGGAAUCAACCAGGCAGUUAUGCAUCCAUUGUGUUGUCAUCUGUGAAGUGGGAAUAAAAAUUGCCUUCAGGGCUGUGGAGAUCAGAUGAGAUACUGAGUGUAUAAGCUGUGUUGGCUGGCUCCUACCUUACUCUGCACUAGCAAGGCCAAAACCCUGUCAGAUGUUUGGAGUAGGAUGAGGAAGUUCUCAAUUUUGUCUGAGAAUAAGUCCAGACAGCUUAGAGGUGGAUGCCACUCUCUUCUGGGACAUACCAUAUCUGUUGGGCACUCUGCCUCUUCUCAUGGGCCCUGCACCCUCCUAAGGGCCCCACGGCUCCUGAUAGGCUGGAGUCCCCAAGGUAACAAAGCCCUUUUGAUUUCCCUGGAGUCCCUGGUGAGUUGAAUCCCCACUAUAUUCCCUACUGAACUGUGAAGAAGGUCCCUCUUCUCAUGUUAUAAUUGUAUUAAUCCUGACAUGAAAUGUGAAAAAAUACAUUGUAAAAUCGUUAUUAAUAUAUUUUAGGCAUGAUAAUUACCCCACUAGACUUGCACUUCUCAAAGUAAAGAAAUCUUACUCAUCUUGGUAGCCACAAUACAUAAUGGAAGCUAAAAAAUCAAUACAUUAAUUAUGGACUUAGAAGGUCUCAAUUCUUGGCCCAGUUAUUGGCCUGAUUAAAUACAUAGCCUUAAGCAUGUAAUUUCAUUCUUUAGUAACUGAAAUUUGCUACUCCGAAAGGAGCACAGCAGGAGAGCACAUUGAUUACAAGAUACAAUGAUUUUUAACAUUGGGUAUAGAAGUGUUUCUCAAAAUUUUCUAGCUACUAGCAGGUUACCUGCACCCAAAUCUAUCUUAAAAAUGCAGAAUCCUGGCUCCCACCUCAGUUUCAAUGCAUCAAAUCUCUUUUGACCUGUCCUCACAAUGUCUCUGUGUGUUCAGAUACAGUGAAAAGGAAAAGAAGAAAUUUUUUUGUGUGAUGGGAACUCUUAGGAUUUAUUCUCUUAACAUUAUGUAUGUUUUAGCUCAUUUUACUUUUUAUCAAAUGGAUACAUGUACAAAAUUCUAAAAUCCAAUAGUGCAAAAUAAUUUAUUAUUAAAAACUCUGGUCUGCCUUGCCAUUCCACAUUCCCUCUCCAGAGACAACUACCAUAAUGUUUUGGAUUACUUCUUAUAGUUGCCUCUGUAUUUCUGAAUCAUAUGAUUAGGCUGCUUUUCUUUGUUAAACGGCUUCAUCAUCGAAGUGUAAUUUACAUACCACAAAAUUGACACUCAAAAUUGUGCACACUUAAGGCAUACAAUUCAGUGUUUUGGGUGGUUUUCUUUAGUAUAUUAACAGAGUUCUGAAACCAUCACAAUUAUCUAGUUUUAGGGUAUUUUCAUCACCCUAAAAAGAGCCCCAUGUCCAUUAGCACCUACUGCAUUCCCUCUCCCCACCAGCAUCUGGCAAACACUGAUCUAUUUUCUGUCUCUAUAGAUUUGCUUAUUCUAGACAUUUCAUAUGAAAGG